Schistocerca nitens (vagrant locust) is the source of this 2638-nucleotide messenger RNA. Its product is annotated as F-box/LRR-repeat protein 17-like. The coding region runs from base 692 to 2275 and encodes 527 amino acids. The record is from RefSeq and is a predicted model, not a curated record. Gene Ontology annotation, biological process: SCF-dependent proteasomal ubiquitin-dependent protein catabolic process. Gene Ontology annotation, molecular function: protein binding. Gene Ontology annotation, cellular component: SCF ubiquitin ligase complex. Lineage: Eukaryota; Metazoa; Arthropoda; Insecta; Orthoptera; Acrididae. The transcript is spliced from 8 exons.
GGAAGCACGCAGUGCCAAUCCACGCGAAGCUUCUUGCGUUCAUGAAAUGCGUAAAACGCGGCAGAAUCAGUCCUUUAUAUAUCAAUACACACUGUAGCGUCCUGGGAAAAAGGUUCGGAUAAGCACGUGUUGUGUUGUGUGAUAAGUAUCCCUCUAGCAUGAAUGUAAAUUGUCACUGUUUAUUCACUAGAGGGUUAACAGUUCACACGACUGAAGCUUGUCAUACUGUUUUAAAAUCGUUCCCGGUUUGAAUAAACACAACAAAAGUGUCUCAACAGUGUUUCUUAUUUAGUGUGUUUAUACGCUUAUUUUUAAGCAUGCAUUUAUUAAACGUCUCUGCUAGCACAUUUCAUUCAUCGCGCCGUAAAGUCUCAUCGUGUGUGAUUGCACUGUUCAUGUGUUGUCGAUAACACAUCGUCCCAGCACUGUGUCUUUAGCGAAAUUAGUGACAGUUUGUGCCUGAAAAGUAGCAUGUCACUAUGGUCAUUUUGUGUGCGUGUGUGAAUGUUUUAUCACUCAUUGGAUUAGGCCACAAGAAGAGGCUGAAGACGUUGGUUCCUCUCCCGUCGGCUGCUACACAUCGUCAACAAACGUGCCUGCAAGCAUAUCCGACAGACGUCCACUAGACAGCUCCUCACCUCCACCGGAGCAUUCCGCCUCACUGUGGUCUGACUGCUGACUCGACAGUGAAAUGGGUUCCAAGUCUGAGCACAGCGGAGGACGCCACGCGGGUGGAGGCGCUGCAGCGUGCCGUACGAGCAUUGACGACUUGCCCGAGGAGAUACUGAUAAAGAUCUUCUCUCACUUGUCUUUCAGCGAGCUAGUGGACGCGGUACGGAAAGUGUGCCGUCGUUGGAGAAAGCUGUCGCGAGAUUCGAAGUUGUGGGCUGACAAGGAAUACCAUGUCGGAGUCUCGAGGCAUUGCGACUCUGAGAACUGUAAGAGCGGCAGGACCGAGCGGGAGGCCAUACGUAUCUUCCGCACUGCCCGAAACCUGUGUAAAGUACACAUGUGGUGCACCGUCAGCCCCCACGUCAUCGACGUGCUCUGCGACAAAUGCCGGAGACUCACAGAUCUCCGCCUGCACGCUGCCCAGAAGCUCGGCUAUUCGACGGUGAAGAACUUGGUCGAGCAGUGCUCCGGGAUACACGUGCUGACGGCACCCGACGAGCUGCUGAAGACCGAGAAAUUUUCGGAGGCGGUGUCACGUCUGCAGCACCUCCGUGUGCUGUGCCUGCAAGAGAGAUACGUGGGAACGACUUGCGUCCUGCGUCCUUGUGUGCUGAGGCCUCUGGGUGACGGGUGCCCCCGACUGGUCGAGAUUGACUUCGGACGUAUGUCUGUCGAUACGGAUGAUCUGAAGUACUUUCUGAAUGCCAAGAAGAACACCCUAAAGUGCUUACGAAUAAAGUGGUCGGUGGGUGGAACGAGGCGCGUCGUACCGUUGCUGCCGGUAUACGCCGACAGCUUGGAACGUCUGGAACUUUACGAGUACGACAUAGUCCGCGACUCGGCCAGAGAGGCUUUCACUACCGUCGGAAGCUUGAAGAACCUGCGGGAACUCGGGAUGUCCGUCCCCGAUCGAAUACCGCCCGGAACCGCUGCUCUGGCUUUUACGAAUGGAGGACUGCCACAACUGGAAGUGCUGGAUCUGCCACACGGAUACGGUGUGGAAGAUAACACAGUAAUUGCCAUCAGCCACGGGUGUCCCGCUUUGCGGCAGCUCUCCGUCACUCACGCUACGAAGCUGUCGCCUGCCGCCUUCUCGGAGAUCGACCGUCUGGAACAUCUUGAAAUACUAGAUGUGACGGGUUGUAGCAGACUCGGCGGAGGCCUAUUCCCCUGCCUCGUCGGGCUACCGCGACUUCACACGUUGCGAAUGGGUACCAUGUAUUUUGGUACCACGUAUUUUACAGAGUUGCAGCCAGGUGUGAGCAGCAUCCUCAAAUUGUCAGCUUUGCGCUGUCUGACAUUCGAUUAUUCGGAUGUUACUGGAGUGCCUUUUGAUAAGUUUCCGGAGAAUCUCGUCAGUCUCAGGGAGGUGAGUGUCGAAGGGUGCCGAGGUGACCCCAGAGCCACAGACGGGCUGACCGAGCAGAUGCCCGAUCUCGUAAUCCGCGGCACGAUCCACGCCGAGCUACAGCCUUUCUACUUCGAGGCACUCGAGGACGUAGGGCCCGGCGAGGCAGACGAAGCGGCGGACGACCGUUCGGAGAGUGACGAAGAUGGCGACAGCGACGGUAGCGUCGGCGGCAGUGACUGUGGUGGAGGUUGAGAGCAGUAUAUCUGUGUGUAUAAAAAUGAUGUGAAACUUAUAGGAACGUACAAUUCUGAGUAUUUGUCAACAUAAGCGGAAACUGUUUUGAAGGAAUAUAACAAAUAAUUUUGGAAGUGUUUAAAGAAACAGUAAUGUUGUUUGAAUACCUGCUGUAAUAAUCUACAAUAAUGUUUGAUUCUUGUUGUAACAACAAUGGAUUCACAAUGACACAAUUUUUUUAAAUGAUAAAAUGGCUACACAGACCAGGUAGCAAUUCGAAAAUAGCACUGACAAUGUUUUUUUGCAGUAAGUCGAAUUUAAAAAGUUCUAUGUUUUUAUAAACCUGUGAAAGAAUAAUAAAUGAGGACUGCUACCUUGUUA